GAUCCCAGCGAAUGGCAAUGACCUAUUGGGUCCCUCAAGGGCUGUGACGUGCGGUGAGGUUCAUGAUGGGUGAGGCACUGUCUCAGUCACGUGAUGUCUGGAGCUCUAUGAAGCUCAACUCAACACUGCCACAUGCUGGUUGUGGCACCGUACAUACCAGACGCCACUGUGCACUUUUAGUGGCUUUUCUGGUCGAUAAAAAAGAUUAAAUGUCACACACUUUCAUUAAAUAUAUGAGACAGUCUGUUAAACGUAAGUAAGUGCAGUACAUGUGUGAUAAAAUGUAUAUUAUUGGCGAUGUAAGAGGAAACACCAAUGUCUCUUGUGUGAAGCCACAGACCAAUCACAGCCUGGCUGAAUGGAUGUGUGUGUGGUCUCUUGAAGCAUCAUGAGAGCGAUGACUCAACAUGACUCGGAGCUGCGCUUCCUAUGCAUUUGAACAGGAAUUAUGAAAAUUCAGCUAUUUUAAUGAUGAAAUCACUGAAAUUAUUGGAGUGAAAAAGAAAAUCAAUGUAAAGCACGGACCAUGGAACUAAAAUGGAACAAUUUAAUGUAAUCAUAAGUUUUUUUUUUUACUAUUCACAUGGAAUGGAAAGGAAAGCCCACCAGGGGCAGUGAGGCUCUGCCUCACUUGCCUACCCUGACCGUACGUCACUGCUCAAGGGUCAGUUCUUGGAUGCCUCCUGGGAUGCCUCCUGUUGAGCCUGUAUAUGCUACCCUUGGGUCAAAUUCUUCAGAACUUUAAUUUUGACUAUCAAAGCUAUGCAAAUGACACACAGUUAUAUCUAGCAGUGUCUCCAGAUGACUACAGUUCAAUUGAGGUGUGUCACUGUCUAAAACAGAUAAAUACCUGGAUGAGCCAAACCUUUCUUCAAUUAAACCACAACAAAACUGAGAUAAUUGUUUUUGGCAAUAAAGAAAAGAGGAUUGCUGUUAGUAAAUACCUGGAGUUACUCUCUUUAAAAACCAAUGACUAAGGUCUCUUUAAAAACCAAUGACAACACCGAAACCUUGGUGUUCUGAUAGAUUCCGACCUGAUUUUCAAAAGUCAUAUCAAAUCAAUUACUAAAACUGCCUUCUACCAUCUGAAGAACAUAUCCAGAGUGAAGGCUUGCAUGUGUCAAGCAGACCAGGAGAAGCUCAUCCAUGCUUUUAUCUCAAGUAGACUUGACCAUUUUAAUGGUCUUCUGACUGGACUCCCCAAAAAGAGCAUUAAACAGCUGCAGCUCAUUCAGAAUGCUGCAGCUCGGGUUCUGACCAGAACAAAGAGGUCAGAGCAUAUUACUCCAAUUCUAAAGUCUUUACACUGGCUUCCAGUCAGCUUUAGAAUAUAUUAGUUCUGCUACUGGUCUAUAAAUCACUAAAUGGUUUAGGUCCUGAAUACAUGAAAGAAAUGCUAAUGAGUUACCGUGUGUAUGAAAUGCGCUACAUAAAUAAAUUUGCUUUGACACUGAAAAAUUACAGUCCCUCAAAAUUUUUUGAUAACAUCAGGGAUAGGAAUAAUAUAUAUCUGGCUGUAACAACUUUUUCCUUUUAAAAAAAAAUUAAUUUGGGCAGGGUAUGAAACAUUUUGUCAUUGCUUUACUUUUACAAGAUUUCUUGACUUAAAAUUCUGAAAUCUCACUAUCAACAAAUUCUUCCAGAAAUCUGGCAGGUCUCAGAGCUCUUACAGCAGGAUAUUUAUAUAGCACACAUUCACAUACAGAAAUGGCUAAAAUAUUAAAAAAUGUGAAAAAGCAAAUUAUUAUUUUUUUUAUGUUUUGUUUUUUUUAACAUUUUGUUUUUGAAGUCAAUAGGACAUGAAAGGUUUUAUGAAGUCAGACAAGAGAGAGACCUUUGCAACUGCAUUCAACACAAAUACAUUAAUGAUUCUGCUUCAUCAGGCUGGGGGAAAUGUCCAGCAAAGGAGUUUGUCUAUGAGUCUGCAUGCUGUUCGACAAAUAAGAUUGACAUAUUGGGCUGUUCAGUUUCAAGUCUGGAUAGACUCAGACUUAAAAUGUAUUUCCUGUUAGGCGUGCCUCUCUGCUUUCACUUCUGCUUGCCUGAUUGCUUCAAAAUAGUGAGUAGAACUUGUUGCAGUGACUGGAUCCUCUCGGCAAGAUGAGUUUUUCCAGUCAUGCAUCUUCUAAGGAUACACGCAAUGAGCUAGUAAAUUUGGGAUGGUACCACUAUGAUCUUUCCCGUCAUGCUGCUGAGGCACUCCUCUUGUCCAAUGGAAGUGAUGGAAGUUACCUCUUGAGAAAUAGUAAUGAGGGGCCAGGCUGUUUUGCGUUGUCUGUCAGGGCGAAGGAUUCAGUAAAGCAUUUCCAUGUGACACGCAAAGACAAUGGCUAUGUGUUUGGGUUUAACACAUUUGCAACCCUUCAUGACUUUAUCAACCACUUUGCCAAUCAGCCACUAGUAGGCAGCGAAACAGGAACUCUCAUUGUGCUCAAGUAUCCGUACCCAUGGAGAGUGGAAGAGCCAUCCAUUUAUGAAUCUGUGCGGGUUCACACAGCUCUGCAGACUGGACGCACAGAAAAUGAUCUUGUGGCAAAUGCUCCCUCACUCGGUACAAAGGAAGGCUAUCUACUGAAACAAGGAGCAAUUGUAAAGAGCUGGAAGCAAAGAUGGUUCACACUAAGCAGAAAUGAACUGAAAUACUUCAAAGACCAAGUGUAUGAGGAGCCCAUUCGAACCCUGGACCUAAAGGCAUGCUCUGCAGUCCAGUUUGACUACUCUCAAGAAAGAAUCAACUGCUUCUGUCUGGUGUUUCCAGAGAGAACAUUUUAUCUCUGUGCAAAGACUGGUGUGGAAGCAGAUGAGUGGAUCAAGAUUCUCAGAUGGAAAUUGGAUUUUCUGUUAAAGAGCAGAAUUCACGGUUUCAAUAAAUCACAGCAAGUUGUCCAGGUCCUGCAGGAGCAAACAGCCUAAGACCAUCACACUACCAUCACCAUGUUUGACUGUUGUCACAGGCACAGAAAGGUCCAUGAGUGAAGAGAUUGAAACGUUACUGCACAUUAAGGACAACGCUCCAAAUUGAAGAAAGGACACUUCCUUGAUUAGACUGCCUAUGCCAAGUGUCAUAAUUUGGAAAAACAUUAAAAAUACCCUAAUGGGAGUCUUUGCUAUGAAUUGAAAGACGGUAGUUCUUAAAUCAUCAAAGUAUCAUUCAACAAUAAAGCAGGUAUCCCAUGUCAUUGCACUAAUUCAAAAGGUCAGUAUUUGUCCUUUUAAUAUGGACAUCUAAGCGGUACGUUAAUGUUGAUUCAGCGGUCAUUUUAUUUGAAACUCACUCAAAGAGAACAUUCAAUCAUGCAUUUUUGGGUCUAUUUUUAGAGGCAUCUUUGUACAGUAAGCUUUUUUUCCCCACUUGUGGUAUCUUUUUGUGUUUUAUGUCUAUUAUGUGGAACCAAAAUAAAGAAAGCUAGUGCAAAACAGUGAGUUACUAAUUGUGUAUUUGUUGGUGGCAUGAAAGCUACUGGAUAAGACUACAUUCUCCUCUGCGUAGACGCAGAGGAGAAUGUAGCAGGAUUAAGCAUUAUUAAAGCAGGAUUGAGCAUUUCCACCUGCAACUGUAUACACACAUGGAUAAAAUUGUUGGUAAGCCUCUGUGAAUGAAAGAAAAACCCAUAGUGGUCAAAGAAAUAACUUGAAUCUGACAGAGUAAUUAAAUUUUUUUUUAAUGGAAAUUAACCAAUAAAAAUCAGACAUUGAUUUUGAAUUAUGGUUCAACAGAAUUAUUUUAAAAACAAACUAAUGAAACAGGCCACGACAAAAAUAUUUUUGUUGCACAACAUUUUUGAAUCACUUCAAACGAUUUUUGUAACUUUCAGUGAGACCUCUGCACCUCUCAGCAGGUAUUUCGGCCCACUCUUUGUGAGCAAACUGUUCCAGUUGUCUCAGGUUUGAAGGGUGCUUUCUC
Molecule: messenger RNA, 3904 nt
Organism: Phyllopteryx taeniolatus (common seadragon)
Lineage: Eukaryota; Metazoa; Chordata; Actinopteri; Syngnathiformes; Syngnathidae
Gene: dapp1
Product: dual adaptor of phosphotyrosine and 3-phosphoinositides
Exons: 10
Coding region: 2101-2913 (270 amino acids)
Source: RefSeq, a predicted model, not a curated record